This is a messenger RNA of Condylura cristata (star-nosed mole), 276 nucleotides long. RefSeq names its product colipase-like 2 (gene CLPSL2). Lineage: Eukaryota; Metazoa; Chordata; Mammalia; Eulipotyphla; Talpidae. The record is from RefSeq and is a predicted model, not a curated record. Bases 1 to 276 code for a protein of 91 amino acids. Gene Ontology annotation, cellular component: extracellular region. Gene Ontology annotation, molecular function: enzyme activator activity. Gene Ontology annotation, biological process: digestion; lipid catabolic process. The transcript has 3 exons.
AUGGCCACAGCCUUGGUGGGCCUCCUCCUUCUCGCGGGGGUCCUGCUCCCCCACUGGGGCGAGUUCCUACAGUAUAAACAGCGGUUUAAGUGCGUCAGCAACUGUUGCCUCCUGAGCUUGGACUCCAGGGGUUCCUUCUGUGCCCCCAAGACAAGAAAAACCAUGCCAUGCCUGCCCCAGACCAAGGGAGCCAUCAACAUCCUGUGUCCCUGCCGAGGGGGUUUGACUUGCGUAUCCAAGGACGUGAACUGUGCCCGCCGGUGCUACCUCAUGUAG